Molecule: messenger RNA, 1153 nt
Organism: Exaiptasia diaphana
Lineage: Eukaryota; Metazoa; Cnidaria; Anthozoa; Actiniaria; Aiptasiidae
Product: COUP transcription factor 1-like
Exons: 3
Coding region: 1-1065 (354 amino acids)
Biological process (GO): regulation of transcription by RNA polymerase II; cell differentiation; anatomical structure development
Molecular function (GO): zinc ion binding; nuclear receptor activity; RNA polymerase II cis-regulatory region sequence-specific DNA binding
Source: RefSeq, a predicted model, not a curated record
AUGUCSUCUUGGUCWCAGAUGCAUGAGGUAUAYUGGUAUGACAAUCCAGAUAAAACYAUAGAUUGUGCRGUGUGUAGUGCACCUUCYUCUGGGCGCCAUUACGGCGUCUUCACUUGCGAAGGCUGCAAAUGCUUUUUCAAUAGGACAGUUCGAUAUAAGCUUACCUAUUCGUGUGAGGCUUCUGGAAACUGCAGAGUUGAUCGCCAAAACCGAACCCAUUGUCAAGCAUGCCGUUUUCAGAAAUGUGUCACUGUUGGAAUGAGAAGAGAAGCCAUCMGRAGAGGAAGGCCCACGAAGUAUUCCUACAUYUCCAGAUCCUCCAAGUCCUUCACCACCCAGUAUGAUCUAAUCGCUGUUCUAACCCAACUCGAACGCAACAUUCGUCCUCCUAUACCAACCUUCUCCCCGACMAACCCAACCCCUCAACCACCGCCAAACUUCUACCACCAGAUAUGCUCCGUGUUUAUGUCAACACUAGAAUGGUCGCGACGCGUGCCAAUGUUCAACAACCUUGAUGUCUGCGAACAGUAUAUGGUYCUUCGAUCGCGCUGGUGUGAGAUGUUGGCUGUCAGCGCAUCCCARUACAAACUUCACAUCGAGGGAAUUCCAAUUGCAUUCGAAGUUGACGCUAACCCUAACUUUUGUAACGAGAGGAAAAUGCAGUUGAAAAGAAGCUUGAGGAAUUUUCAAGAGUGUAUUUGGAAGCUGAGAGGGCUUGAGGAAGCCGAGUACGCAUGCCUUAAGACUAUUCUUCUGUUUUCACCAGCAGAUACCUCUGAGGGACCUUACUCUCAAGACUUCGAGGCCCUACAAGAUAUGGUGCUUUGUGCCCUUGACCGUUACUGCAGAGCCCGAUUCCCAGAGGAACCGUCUCGGUAUGGAAAAGUCCUCCUCAAAUUAAUGUACCUGAARAGUGUCAUCGCUGAAGACAUCGAGACUCUCGUCUUUUCAAAGCUGUUCCCGCACUCAUCAGUCAGCGGUUUUAUUAGAAAUCACCUAGCAACAGAGGCAGCGAUGGCAGAGCAACGUUUUWCUCCCACCAAAGAAACYGCWGCUUUAGGCUAACUAAUAAGUGCUAUGUUUGGRCUUCCUGUCUCAUAGGCAAAAGGAGGAGGAAUGGAGUCUACAUUGUCAUAGCUAUGAUUAGUCAGAC